Messenger RNA from Oryza sativa Japonica Group (Japanese rice), 1763 nucleotides. Its product is annotated as phosphoglycerate kinase, cytosolic. Gene Ontology annotation, cellular component: cytosol. The record is from RefSeq and is a predicted model, not a curated record. Lineage: Eukaryota; Viridiplantae; Streptophyta; Magnoliopsida; Poales; Poaceae. Gene Ontology annotation, biological process: gluconeogenesis; glycolytic process. Gene Ontology annotation, molecular function: ADP binding; phosphoglycerate kinase activity; ATP binding.
AAGGAGCCUGACAGGUGGCACAACUGCAGGCAACGACGAUAUAAAGAAAAGCCCAGCACCUUCCCGUGCCUUCCUCGUAUCCAAACUCUCCUUUACCCCAAUCUCGUGAGCGGCGACGAACUUUGCCACCGAUUUCGAUCCUUUUUUUUGGCAGCGUGUAGUGACGCGAGAGAGAAAUGGCGAGCAAGAGGAGCGUGGGCACCCUGACGGAGUCGGAUCUGAAGGGGAAGAAGGUGUUCCUCCGCGCCGAUCUGAACGUGCCGCUGGAUGACAGCCAGAAGAUCACCGACGACACCCGCAUCCGCGCGUCGGUUCCCACCAUCAAGUUCUUGAUGGGGAAGGGCGCCAAGGUCAUCCUGGCCAGCCAUCUGGGUCGCCCAAAAGGUGUAACCCCGAAGUACAGCUUGAAGCCUCUUGUUCCGCGCUUGUCUGAGCUUCUUGGUGUUGAUGUUGUGAUGGCCAAUGACUGCAUCGGUGAGGAAGUCCAGAAAUUGGCUGCCACUUUACCAGAUGGUGGUGUUCUGCUUCUAGAAAAUGUUCGGUUCUACAAGGAGGAAGAGAAAAAUGACCCUGAAUUCGCCAAUAAGCUGGCAUCUGUUGCUGACCUUUAUGUAAAUGAUGCCUUUGGCACAGCACACAGAGCUCAUGCUUCAACAGAGGGAGUUACGAAGUAUUUGAGACCUUCUGUUGCUGGUUUCCUCAUGCAGAAGGAACUUGACUAUCUUGUUGGAGCUGUUGCCAACCCCAAAAAACCAUUUGCUGCCAUUGUUGGUGGAUCCAAGGUGUCAACAAAGAUUGGGGUGAUUGAGAGUCUUUUGGCAAAGGUUGACAUCCUCAUACUGGGUGGUGGUAUGAUCUAUACAUUUUACAAGGCUCAGGGAUACGCUGUUGGAAAAUCUCUUGUGGAGGAAGACAAGCUCGAAUUGGCUACCUCGCUUAUUGAAAAAGCCAAGUCAAAGGGAGUCUCCCUAUUGCUUCCAACUGAUAUUGUAGUAGCUGAUAAGUUUGCUGCGGAUGCAGAGAGCAAGACUGUUCCAGCAUCUGCUAUCCCUGAUGGUUGGAUGGGCCUUGAUAUUGGCCCAGACUCCAUCAAGACUUUCAGUGAAACUUUGGAUACUACCAAGACUGUCAUCUGGAAUGGGCCUAUGGGAGUGUUCGAGUUUGAGAAAUUCGCUGCUGGCACUGAUGCAAUUGCCAAGAAAUUGGCUGAUAUCACCGCCAAAGGUGUUACAACGAUCAUUGGAGGUGGCGAUUCUGUUGCUGCUGUCGAGAAGGCCGGGUUGGCGGACAAGAUGAGCCACAUUUCAACGGGAGGUGGCGCGAGCUUGGAACUGUUGGAAGGCAAGACCCUCCCAGGAGUCCUUGCUCUUAAUGACGCAUAAGACUGGUGGCAAGCAUAUGACGCAAUUUCCCUAGCCUUUUGCGGUGGUCUUGUUCGGACCUUGGUGUAAGUUUGUAAGAAUGCAAAGUCAGUCGUCUGCUACCUUUGAACUUGAAAUAGGCUUCGCUUCAGGUAUUGCUAGAUGACAGUGAAUAAUAAUAAGCUUUUGGCGUCCUCGGCAUGAGAGAAAUGCCCGGCACAAACAAACUAUAAUGGUGUACUAUAUUUUGCCAUAUUCUAGUUGCAGCAGUUUACACUAAGCUAUAAUAUCGCUCUUGCUGUUAUGAAUGAGACCUGUACAUGUUGUGUAUGGAGACAAAUGCCACUGUGCAUACUGUUUUAAGCCUUCUCAGGUGAAGCUUCUGGGCUGCCAGUUUGGUUU